CACCUCCCUUCUUUCUGUCUGCAAACAGACAGUCUAUUAGUAUAUUGACAUUAUCCCCUGCUCUCUCCCUACUUCUUCCUUGCUAUCUGCUUCUGCUGCUGCUACUGUUGGUUCCUGAAGAAUGCAGUUUCUUUCUUUUUCUUCGGACCAUGAUCCUGGAGCUGAAAAAAGAAGAAUAUGAGGCUGAGGAAUUUGGUGUUUGGUUUGCUCUCCCUCUCUGUAUUGGCUCCCAUUCUUCUUUAUAUUGAUAGUUUCUCCUCUUUCACCCCUUCUUUCAAACAAGAAUUCCUCGAAGAUGUCACUGCUCUUAUUCUCCCUGCCGAUACCAGUAAUCUAAAUGUAUUGCCACGUAUGGCUAUUUCUUUAUCUUUAUUUGCCAUUGGAAUUCUAUAUACUGAUAACCACUCCAAGACCAUUCUAACUGACAAAGAUUUGCAGUUGCCUGAUACAGGUAGAGCAUUAUCUGCCACUGAUGAGGAUGCUCAAUCUCGGAAGGAUGAUAUCAUCAAACAGGUCAUUCAGAGCGCUAAUCAGGAAAAGGAGGAGACCCGGACAGACAGGGGAGCUGAUCAGGAAAGCCACCAGCUUAAGCAACAAUCUGCUUUAAACUCAGACAAAGUUGGUGAGAAGGAUGCUUUGUUAACUAAAACCAACAAGCAGACAGAUCAAUCACCUAUGCCAGCUGCUUGGGAGCGGCAGCUCAGGGAUCGGCUUAUCAAGGCAAGUGUGUACCUGUCCCUUCCAGCCACGAAGAACAAUCGCCGCUUUACAAGGGAGCUUCGAAUGCGGAUAAAGGAAGUUCAACGCGUACUUGGAGAUGCAAUCAAAGAUUCUGAUAUGCCAAAGAAUGCCUAUGAAAAAUGGAAGGCAAUGGACCAAUUGUUGGAAAAGGGCAAGCAAAUGCAGUAUGAAAGUGCUAACGAGGUAAAGAAGCUUCGGGCAAUGCUCCACUCGACAGAAGAACAACUCCGAGUGCAUAAGAAGCAGACCAUGUCCUUUGCUACGAUGGUAGAGAAGCUUCGGGCAAUGCUCCACUCGACAGAAGAACAACUCCAAGUGCAUAAGAAGCAGACCAUGUUCUUAACGCAAUUAACUGCAAAGACGCUUCCUAAAGGGUUACACUGUCUUCCAUUGCGCCUGACAACUGAGUAUUACAAUUUGAAUUCUUCGGAACAGCAAUUUCCAAAUCAAGAGAUAUUGGACAACCCUUUGCUUCACCAUAUUGCACUAUUCUCGGAUAAUGUUUUGGCGGCAGCAGUGGUUGUAAACUCUACUGUCACCAACUCUAAGCACCCUUCGAAGCUUGUUUUCCACCUUGUUAGUGAUAGACUCAGCUAUGCGGCAAUGAGGAUGUGGUUUCUAGUAAAUCCACCAGGCAAAGCCACUAUUCAGGUCCAGAACAUUGACGAAUUUACAUGGUUAAAUUCAAGUUAUAGUCCUGUUCUGAAGCAGUUGCAUUCUCAGUCAAUGAUUGAUUAUUACUUCCGGGCACAUAGUGCCAAUUCUGAUUCGAAUUUGAAGUACCGGAACCCAAAGUACUUGUCCAUCCUGAACCAUCUUCGCUUUUACCUGCCAGAGAUUUUCCCAAAGCUCAACAAGGUGUUAUUCUUAGAUGAUGAUAUAGUGGUGCAGAAGGAUCUUACUGGCCUUUGGUCCCUUGAUUUGAAGGGUAAGGUGAAUGGUGCAGUAGAGACCUGUAGAGAAAGCUUUCAUCGCUUUGAUACAUAUCUCAACUUCUCAAAUCCUCUUAUAUCAAAUAAUUUCGAUCCCCGCGCUUGUGGAUGGGCAUAUGGAAUGAACUUGUUUGAUUUGGAGGAAUGGAAGAGGCAAAAUAUCACUGAUGUAUAUCAUUCAUGGCAGAAGCUGAACCAUGACAGACAAUUAUGGAAGUUGGGGACUCUGCCACCUGGCCUCAUUACUCUUUGGAAACGGACUCAUCCCCUUGAUCGACGUUGGCAUGUUCUGGGCCUUGGCUAUAACCCCAAUGUCAGCCAAAUAGAAAUUGAACGAGGUGCUGUUAUACAUUAUAAUGGCAACAUGAAACCAUGGCUUGAGAUAGGCAUACCCAAGUAUCGAAAAUACUGGGCAAAAUACGUUGAUUAUGUUAAUGUUUAUUUGCGAGAGUGCAACAUCAAUCCAUAGAAUGGUCCUCGUGGUGUAAUCCAGUUAUUGGGGCUCCAUACACAUGCUGUGCCACCUUUUUUACAGGUCUGCAUCACUUUGUAGGCUCUUCCACACAUCCUGUGCCAGCGAUUUUACAGGUCUGCAGGACUUGGUAGGUUGUUUUGUUAUCUAAGUAGAAGCUUGAGCUUAAUUUUUUCUGUAUACAAUCCCCCCUCCCCCCCUCUUGUUUCUUUUCCCUUUUUCUAUGAUAGGCUGAGGACCACUGUGCAUGUUAGUUCAUGUUGGUACCUUGAUUGCAUAUCUGCCAUUCAGCAGGUGUAUUUGUAAAUGAUUGCAACAGAACAAAGAAAAAAAAAAAGAGACAGUAGUUGGUUGAGUUUGUGCCUGUAAUCUGAUAUCGGCCUGAUUGUGUGUGAAUCUCCCAAGUCCAUUGGCAUCCUUUGCUGAAGCAAUGAUGAAUCCUUUAUCUUUAUUUUUAUUUUUA
Messenger RNA from Populus trichocarpa (black cottonwood), 2608 nucleotides. Its product is annotated as probable galacturonosyltransferase 4. The record is from RefSeq and is a predicted model, not a curated record. NCBI's taxonomy places the organism in Eukaryota, Viridiplantae, Streptophyta, Magnoliopsida, Malpighiales, Salicaceae. Gene Ontology annotation, molecular function: polygalacturonate 4-alpha-galacturonosyltransferase activity.